AACAAACAUUACAAUUCUGCAGUAGCAAAAAGAUCAACAUUUUACAUCACUAGUUCAAAUUGUUAACUUGGACAAGUAUUCAUUCAAUUGGUUUUGCUCUCAGAGAGAAGCCUAUUAGAAGAAGCUGCCAAAGCACCACAAAUAGUAACAAAUAUUUUUGUUCUUACUUGUCAUUUUAACUCAAUGUAAUAUUUAAAGUAAAUUAUUUACAUGGGAACGCUUUCAUUACACAGUCCAUGCCCUCAUUUGCCGUUGUGUUUUGUUUUGUAGCACAUCUCAGAUGCUUCAUGUUGUCAGUAAUGAACAUAAAGGGACAGUGGUUGACUGAACACAAGCAAACGCUCACUUUUGUGUCACAUUUUUCACCCCAGUGUGAAAUGCUUAACAUUUAAAAUUAAGACCACGUAAGUGAAACUGUGUGUGUAUAUAUUCCCCAAACACCAGUUGCUCAUAGUGGUUUCCUGUCUGGGAACGUGUCCUUUAGUUCUGGUGCUGAGUGUUUAAACUGGGUCGGCGUCAUGGAGGAACUGGCCCGGGAGAGCAUCAGCCUGCUGGCCCGGUCGGCAUCUGUAGCCGAUCCCCCGAGGCUCGGCUCGUUCGGAGCGGUGUUCAUCAUGCUGAAGUCCGCGCUGGGAGCGGGACUGCUCAACUUCCCCUGGGCUUUUGGGAAGGCUGGGGGGGUGAACACCGCCAUCACCGUGGAGCUGGUGUCUCUGGUAUUCCUCAUCAGCGGCCUGGUCAUCCUGGGUUAUGCGUCGUCCGUCAGCAGACAGAAGACCUAUCAGGACGUAGUGAGGGAGGUGUGUGGACGAACUGUGGGACAGCUCUGUGAAGUCUGCUUUUGCUUCAACCUCUUUAUGAUAAGCGUCGCCUUCCUGGUGGUGGUGCAAGACCAACUGGAGAAACUGUGUAUUUCUUUAUACGAGACUGUGACCGUAUCAGGUGAGGCAGACAUGCCUUAUCACUGGUACACUGACCAGCGCUUUUCCCUCUUCAUCAUGUGUCUUCUCAUCAUCCUGCCUCUGUCCAUCCCAAAAGAAAUUGGUAUACAGAAAUACACAAGUGUAUUAGGGACUCUUGCUGCUACGUAUCUCUGUGUUGCAGUCGUUGUCAAGCAUUAUCUAAUGGACAGCCACAUGAUUAUUUACCCAGAGCAAAGCCGAGGAGUCAGUUCCUGGACCUCCAUGUUUAGUGUGGUACCAACCAUUUGCUUUGGCUUCCAGUGCCAUGAAGCCUGUAUAGCAAUCUACAGCAGUAUGGAGAACCAGAAGCUCCUCCACUGGGUGGCCAUCUCUGUGCUCUCCAUGUUUUUCUGCUUGCUCACUUACACUCUGACUGGUGUGUAUGGCUUCUUGACCUUUGGGCAAGGCGUCGCCUCAGAUAUUCUGAUGUCAUAUCCUGGAAAUGAUGUGGUGAUGAUCAUCUCCAGGCUGCUUUUUGGCGUGUCGAUCAUCACGAUAUAUCCCAUUAUUCUUCUGCUGGGGAGAUCUGUGAUCCUGAACCUGGUGCUGCGACUUCAGAGAAAUCGUUGGGGGGUCGCCACUCAUUCGUUUGAGAGUCGCUGCAGAGUCGUCCUGACUGUGGCCUGGAUCUCCUUCACGCUUCUGAUCGCCAUGUUUGUCCCAGACAUGGCCGACGUCAUCAGCGUCAUUGGAGGAAUCAGUGCCUUCUUCAUCUUCAUCUUCCCUGGUCUUUGCUUAGUGUUCACAAUGCAAACUGAAGAUGUCUCUCCAAGACUCCGGGACAUUUUAACCAUCUGGGGCGUUGUAACAAUCGUGGUUGGAGCUUUCAUCUUUGGACAGAGCACCACUAUUGCUGUGAUGGAGAUUUUCCACAAGUUCAAAGCUUAAGAAAGCAGGUCCUCUACAGCAGAACCUCAUCUCUUCUGUCGAACUGGACAUUGAAUUUCCAUGUCCGUCUUUUACUUGUACAUAUAAAUAUACAUUUUGUCUUCUUGAGCAGGACACAUGUUAAUAGAAUAUGUUUGUGUGCUGUGCAAUUUUCAGUUUAAAUGGAUUUUAUUUUAAGCAGAACAUGUUUCUGUAUAUAUAUUUGAUUAUGAUUAAGCAUGUUUGCAGCAGAAGUAUUAUACAGAUGAUCUGUCUUUUUGAGUAUUUGUGUAUUCUUACUGAACCCUGCCAGGGGGCGCUAUUGCAUCAUUUAUAAAUGACUGAACUGUAUUCCCCCCACUUCACAUCAUGUAUAAAACUGUUUAUUGUCGAUUCAGGCAAUAUUUUGUCCCCUUUCUGCUCAUCUCUGUGACCAUUUGCUUGAGUGAAAUGAAAAUAUGCUUUAAACCUUA
Gambusia affinis (western mosquitofish) is the source of this 2302-nucleotide messenger RNA. It is a transcript of the gene slc38a8b, whose product is annotated as solute carrier family 38 member 8b. The transcript has 10 exons. The record is from RefSeq and is a predicted model, not a curated record. NCBI's taxonomy places the organism in Eukaryota, Metazoa, Chordata, Actinopteri, Cyprinodontiformes, Poeciliidae. Gene Ontology annotation, biological process: amino acid transmembrane transport. Gene Ontology annotation, molecular function: amino acid transmembrane transporter activity. Bases 519 to 1850 code for a protein of 443 amino acids.